Messenger RNA from Cryptotermes secundus, 1315 nucleotides. RefSeq lists its product as uncharacterized. The coding region runs from base 63 to 899 and encodes 278 amino acids. The record is from RefSeq and is a predicted model, not a curated record. The transcript is spliced from 2 exons. NCBI's taxonomy places the organism in Eukaryota, Metazoa, Arthropoda, Insecta, Blattodea, Kalotermitidae.
AUCUCAGCCUGUGUUGGUCAUACUGUGCCUUGUGCCUAAUAGAAAAGUGUCUUCUCAUAAGCAUGACUUCGAGAAGAAUAUCUGUGUUUUCGUUGGCGACGCUCAUCAUCAUGGCAGGCGUCGUCAGGCCUGAAGACGACGUUAAAAUAAAUAUAAGUGGCAACGAUUCUGUCGCCUCAGGACUCCGGUUUUUCGUAAGGUUGUAUGACGAUUGCAGUAAAAAGGACGGUCUAUCACCGUGUUUAAAAAUGAAGGCGAUUACAUUUCUUGAUCGUGCGAUGAGGACUCUAGAAAUUCCACUGACGGAGUCGCUGGUUCUUGUUCAGACUGGUGCAGCUACAGAGAAAAGUUCUGUCCCUCGGGACCAGCAGCAGGAACCUGUUGGUAGAUCCCUGACGGAGACAGAACUUGAAGCUUCGUUGCCGGUUGAUAGCUACGAGGCAAAGGAUUUGCAGCUCAAUAAAAUUCUUCUCGACAGGGUUGCGCGUUUCUUCAAUAUUUACAAAGUUCAAAUCGCCUUCCCGAAAAUGGACACUUCAGACUUGAAGAGGAGUCUUGAAGAAGGCCGUGGUAAGAUGAAGAAGAUGAUGGGUAUGAUGAUGAUGGGUUUGGCGAUGAAGACAGCCGCCCUAGUGCCCAUCGCCAUAGGCGGCCUGUUCCUCCUUGCCGGCAAGGCCCUCAUCAUCAGCAAAAUAGCUCUGGUACUGUCACUCAUAAUCGCCCUGAAGAAGCUGCUGUCUCAGAAGCAAGGUGGCGGUGGGGGCCACCAUCACGACUCCCACCACGGAUGGCAGCCCAGUGGCGGCGGCGGCGGUGGCGGCUGGGACAGACGCUCACUGGAUGAUGACGUCGCGGCCCAAAACCUUGCAUACCGCGGACAGAUUUCCACGCAACAAUGACGCAACCCCACACUUCGUUUUUAUUUAAUUUAUAAUAUUAAUUUAUUGAAUCAUCCAACAUAUCUAUUUAUAUUAAAAUCAACUUGAUCAUUUUUUCACCCAAAACAAUAGAUACUCCAUGUAUAUAUUAUGAUAGUUUCUGGGUUAUAAGUUGAGCACAUAUUUUAGAAGCAAAGUUUUCAGAUAAUAACCUGUUAUACCUUCGUACUAGAAGAUACACGCAGAUUUCAGACACCAUUUUCAAGGAAAAAUUGUGUCUUAUAAACGUAAAUUCGUCAGUGUGCUUAACUAAUUAAGCACUAAGCCACGAAGACGUAAGGAGGAGCAGGUGUAUAGAUAAAUGUUUUCUGGACCGCCGUAUUCGUUAGAGGCGAAUGGUCAGCUUCACGCCCCGGCCGCUUUACCCCCGGUAUCCA